Impatiens glandulifera is the source of this 2153-nucleotide messenger RNA. Its product is annotated as serine/arginine repetitive matrix protein 2. Bases 201 to 1925 code for a protein of 574 amino acids. The record is from RefSeq and is a predicted model, not a curated record. Gene Ontology annotation, biological process: cortical microtubule organization. NCBI's taxonomy places the organism in Eukaryota, Viridiplantae, Streptophyta, Magnoliopsida, Ericales, Balsaminaceae. Gene Ontology annotation, cellular component: cortical microtubule. The transcript is spliced from 5 exons.
UUGUUUAUGUUAAUGUUUAUGUUUUUGUUUUUGUUUUUGUUUAAUCUUCUCUCUCUAUAAAAAAAAAUUCGAAUCUAAGAGAGAAAGAGAGAGAGGAUGUUAAUGGCGUCACAAAUGAGGGACUUGGGGUUUUAAGUUUCAUUGUAACGGCACAUUUUCCUCUUAAUCUCUCUCUCUCUUUCUGCUGUUCAGAUUUCGAGAUGAGUCGAGGUACUAGGGCUGCUCAGGAGAGACCCCAAACAAGGAACCUAAGAAUGUCGAUGGUGAAAGAGAAGGAGAAAGAGAAGGAUGAAGAACUUGCAUUGUUUCUGGAGAUGCGGAAACGGGAGAAAGAACGCGACGAUCUUCUACUUCAAAGCUCGGAAGUGAUUGAAGCUCCUUUAGGUGCAGAACAGGGGAGAUCUCCUGUAUUUGACGUCUCAUCUUCUUCUAUACCUGUUCCAGCAAAGAAAAAUUAUUCUGAUGAAUUCUUGAACUCAGAGAAUGAUAAAAAUGAUUAUGAUUGGCUUAUAACUCCUCCUGGCACUCCUCUUUUUCCUUCAUUAGAGAAGGAUUCACAUAGAGCUGUUGUGAAUCAGGUUGAGACAUCAAAACCUCGCCCUGUGGCUCUGAAAUCCAGACUUGCAAAUGCUCAGCUAGAGGCUGCUGCCAAGAGUAAUUUGCCAUCUAGACAGUCCAAUCCAGCUCCUAGCUUGAAUACUUCAAGUAUGAGUCUGCGCAGAUCAUCAUCAUCAUGUGGGCCAAUAUCAAGACCGGCUACACCAACUGGACGUACAACAUUGACUUCAUCAUCACCCAAGUCCACGUUGACAACAUCUAAAUCCAUACCCACCUUACCCACCAGGUCAUCCAAACCGACAGUGACAUCAUCAUCUAAACCAUCAAGGUCUUCCACUCCAACCUCGAGGGCAACAUUGUCAUCUACUACAAAAUCUACAGUUCCAGUAAGACCCUCAUCACCUCAGUCUAGAACUACUGCAAGAUCGUCCACGCCCACAACCACCCGACCCACACUACCCGCAUCUAAUAGACCCCCUUCACGAUCAGCAACUCCAACUCGUAGAACUCCUACAGCUUCUACAGUCACAAAUACAUCUUCCGGUUCUGUUAAAUCUCAUUCAGUUGUGGCAUCUAGACCAGCAGCAGCCCCAACAACAACAACAACACAACCGAGACCAAGUUCACCAACCGUGAAAUCCAGGUCAUGGAAUCCUUCGGAGAUGCCUGGAUUUUCGCUUGAUGCACCACCAAAUUUAAGGACUACCCUACCCGACAGGCCUCUUUCCGCUACUAGGGGAAGGCCAGGAGCACCGAGCUCUCGUUCUUCAUCCGUUGAGCCAGGUAACACUGGUGGUGGUAGGGUCAGAAGACAAUCAUGCUCUCCCUCGAGAGGACGAGCCCCUAAUGGAGUACUUCAUGGUUGCGGAAGCUCUGUUCCGGCAAUGAGCCGUUUACAUGCGAAAGCUAAUGAUAAUAUAAGUCCUGUUCUGAUUGGAACUAAGAUGGUCGAGAGAGUGAUUAACAUGCGGAAACUUGCACCACCUAGACAAGAUGAUAGACACUCUCCUCUUAGUAACUUUUCUGGUAAAUCUUCUUCUCCAGAUGGUUCUGGCUUUGGAAGGUCCCUCUCAAAGAAAUCCCUCGAUAUGGCUAUUAGACACAUGGAUAUAAGAAGAACCAUUCCAGGUAAUUUACGGCCAUUGAUGACAAAUAUCCCAGCUUCAUCUAUGUACAGCGUGAGAUCAGGCCAUUCACAAAGCAGAACGGUUAGCAUAUCAGAUUCCCCUCUUGCAACGAGCAGCAAUGCCAGUUCUGAAAUGAGUGUUAACAACAGCAGCUUAUACCCAGAAGGGAACGAAGUGGAUGAAGUUAUUAGCAGCAGGAGGAGGCGUAUGCCAUCACCUUCACGUGUACGCGGUAGGUAGGUAUUUUACCCUUUUGUCCUUUUGUCGUCUUCUAACACGGAUAUAACCUCAUUUGUGGGUUUAGUUCGUUCAAGGUUGGUAAAACCUAGUUAUUAAUAUGAUCCAUGUAAAGUGUUCAUUAGCUUUUUAGUGAUAUUACAAAUGUUAUUAAGACUUCCUUGUCACCAUUUAACAUCCAUCUGGGUGAGACAUUUUUAUUUGUUAUAUAAUUUCUUGCAUUUUUCAUAA